Messenger RNA from Myxocyprinus asiaticus (Chinese sucker), 5670 nucleotides. RefSeq names its product phosphatidylinositol 4,5-bisphosphate 3-kinase catalytic subunit alpha isoform-like. The transcript is spliced from 22 exons. Gene Ontology annotation, molecular function: 1-phosphatidylinositol-4-phosphate 3-kinase activity; 1-phosphatidylinositol-3-kinase activity. The record is from RefSeq and is a predicted model, not a curated record. Gene Ontology annotation, biological process: cell migration; phosphatidylinositol-mediated signaling; phosphatidylinositol 3-kinase/protein kinase B signal transduction. Lineage: Eukaryota; Metazoa; Chordata; Actinopteri; Cypriniformes; Catostomidae. Bases 126 to 3338 code for a protein of 1070 amino acids. Gene Ontology annotation, cellular component: plasma membrane; phosphatidylinositol 3-kinase complex, class IA; phosphatidylinositol 3-kinase complex, class IB.
GGAAAACACAGAUCAUGUGAAAGUCCAGAGGAGUUUGAGAGGGAAUCUACACACAGCGCUGAAGAUGAACCACUGAGAGACAGACAGACGGUGCUGAGUGUGAGUGUGUGUGUUAGGGGGACAGCAUGGCUCCCCGACCAUCAUCAGGAGAGUUAUGGGGGCUUCACCUGAUGCCUCCUCGUAUCCUGGUGGACUGCUGUCUGCCCAACGGGAUCCUGGUCAGUCUGGAGUGUUUGAGAGAAGCUCCACUGACCAGCAUAAAACAACAACUGUUCAGUGAGGCCCGAAAAUACCCCCUCUACCACCUGCUACAGGAGGAGUCAUGUUAUAUCUUCGUGGGCGUCACACAGGAAGCAGAGAGGGAGGAGUUCUAUGAUGAAACACGACGGCUGUGCGACCUUCGACUCUUUCACCCCAUCCUAAAGGUCAUCGAGCCACUGGGCAACCGAGAAGAAAAAAUACUCAACAGAGAGAUUGGUUUUGCCAUUGGAAUGCCCAUCUGUGAAUUUGAGCUGGUGAAGGAUCCAGAAGUUCAGGAGUUCCGCCGGAACAUUCUGAGCGUGUGCAGAGAGGCGGUGGAGGAGCGCGAGUUUGGCGGUGCACACACACAAGCGCUGUAUGUCUACCCACCUAACGUAGAGUCAUCACCUGACCUGCCGCAGCACAUCUACAGUAAACUCGACAAAGGUCGUUUGAUCGUGACUAUCUGGGUAAUUGUGUCUCCGUCAAACUCAAAGCAGAAGUACACACUAAAGAUCAGCCACGAUUCUCUCCCGGAGCAGCUGAUUGCUGAAGCCAUCCGUAAGAAAACACGUAGCAUGCAUCUAUCUGCACAGCAGCUGCGACUGUGUGUGCAGGAAUAUCAGGGCCAGUACAUCCUGAAAGUGUGCGGAUGUGACGAGUAUUUCCUGGAGAAAUACCCCCUCAGCCAGUACAAGUACAUCAGGAGUUGCAUCACACUGGGUCGUCUGCCGCACCUGAUGCUGGUCAGUAAGGACAGUUUGUACAGUCAGCUUCCCUCCAGUGGAUUCAUGGCUCCGUCAUACAGCCGGCGCACACCUCAGCCCAGCCCCUGUCCCAGCGGAGGAGACCCUGGACCACCGCGCUCGCUCUGGGCCUUUAAUGCACACCUGAGAGUACGAGUGCUGUGUGCCACAUACGUCAACGUCAACAUCAGAGACAUCGACAAGAUCUAUGUCAGGACAGGUAUAUAUCACGGAGGAGAACCGCUGUGUGACAACGUCAAUACACAGAGAGUACCCUGCUCAAACCCCAGGUGGAAUGAGUGGCUGUCAUAUGACAUCUUUCUGACCGAUGUUCCCCGAUCAGCUCGUCUCUGUCUGUCCAUCUGUUCUGUCAAGGGUCGCAAGGGUGCCAAAGAGGAGCACUGUCCGCUGGCGUGGGGAAACAUCAAUCUGUUUGAUUAUAAAGACACUCUGGUGAGCAGUAAAGUGGCUCUGGGUUUGUGGCCGGUUCCUCAUGGACUGGAGGAUCUUCUCAACCCGAUCGGAGUGUCGGGAUCAAACCCAAAUAAGGAAACACCAUGUGUUGAACUAGAGUUUCCCUGGUUUAAUCAGACUGUCGUGUUUCCUGAUGAACAACAGAUAGAGGAACAUGCCAACUGGAGCAUCUCACGAGAGCUGGGAUACAGCUACUGUCUGGGACUGGGCAGUCGUCUGGCAUGUGACAGCAGCAUAUCACAGACGGAUGCGGAGCAGCUGCGUGCACUGUGCAGUCGAGACCCGCUGUAUGAACUCUCAGAACAAGAGAAGGACUUCCUGUGGAGACACCGGCAUUAUUGUGUGAAUAUUCCCGAAAGUCUUCCCAAACUCCUGCUGUCUGUCAAGUGGAACUCCAGAGAUGAAGUGUCACAGAUCUACUGUCUGUUGAAGGAUUGGCCAUUGAUGCAGCCUGAAUCAUCUCUAGAGUUGUUGGACUGUAAUUUUCCGGAUCCGAUGGUUCGUGAGUUUGCGCUGCGCUGCCUCAUUCAGGGACUGACAGACGACAAACUCAGUCAAUACCUGCUGCAGCUCGUACAGGUGUUAAAAUACGAGAUGUAUCUGGACAAUCCACUGGCUCGGUUCCUGAUCAAGAAAGCUUUGACCAAUCAGAAGAUCGGACAUUUCUUCUUCUGGCAUCUAAAGUCUGAGAUGCAUAAUAAAACGGUGUCUCGGCGGUUUGGGCUGCUGUUGGAGGCAUUCUGUCGCGCAUGUGGUAUGUACCUGAAACACCUUAACAGACAGGUGGAGGCCAUGGACAAACUAGUGAACCUCACCGACACUCUCAAACAAGAGAAGAAAGAUGAGACGCAGAAGACUCAGAUGAAGUUCCUGGUGGAGCACAUGUCCCGCCCAGAUUACAUGGAUGCAUUGCAGGGUUUUGUUUCUCCUCUGAACCCUGUACACCAGCUCGGGAACCUCCGGUUAGAGGAGUGUCGGAUCAUGUCUUCAGCGAAGCGUCCGCUCUGGUUGAACUGGGAGAAUCCAGAUAUCAUGAGUGAACUGCUCUUCACAAACAAUGAAAUCAUCUUUAAAAAUGGAGAUGAUCUACGGCAGGACAUGUUGACACUCCAGAUUAUUAAGAUCAUGGAGAAUAUCUGGCAGAAUCAGGGACUGGACCUGCGAAUGCUGCCGUAUGGCUGUCUCUCUAUAGGUGACUGUGUGGGUCUCAUUGAGGUGGUGAAGAAUUCUCAUACCAUCAUGCAGAUUCAGUGUAAAGGAGGAUUGAAGGGGGCGCUACAGUUCAACAGCAACACACUGCACCACUGGAUCAAAGAGAAAAACAAGGGAGAGGCUUAUGACAGAGCAAUUGAUUUAUUCACCCGAUCAUGUGCUGGAUACUGUGUGGCCACAUUUAUUCUGGGCAUUGGAGACAGACACAACAGCAACAUCAUGGUGAAAGAGAACGGACAGUUGUUUCAUAUAGAUUUUGGUCACUUCCUGGAUCAUAAGAAGAAGAAGUUUGGUUAUAAACGAGAGCGAGUGCCGUUUGUUCUCACACAGGACUUCCUGAUUGUCAUCAGUAAAGGAGUUCAGGAGUGUACAAAGACCAAAGAGUUUGAGAGGUUUCAGGAGAUGUGUUAUAAAGCGUAUCUUGCCAUCCGUCAGCACGCGAGUCUCUUCAUCAAUCUCUUCUCUCUGUUGUUGGGAUGUGGGAUGCCGGAGCUUCAGAGUUUUGAUGACAUCGCGUAUCUGCGGAAAACUCUGGCGCUGGAGAAAAACCAGCAGGACGCACUGGAAUACUUUACCAAACAAAUGAAUGACGCUCAUCAUGGAGGCUGGACCACAAAGAUGGACUGGAUAUUCCACACCAUCAGACACAUGCCCAAUGAACACUAACACACACACACACACACACACACACAUUAUACACACACAUAUACCAUCAGACACAUGCUAAACUAACACUAACACACACACACACACACACACACACAUUAUACACACACAUAUACCAUCAGACACAUGCUAAACUAACACUAACACACACAAUACACACACACACACAUUCACACAGUGUUGGGGAAGCUACUGUACUUUGAAACUGUAUCUUCCCAAGUAAGAAGCGCCUCAUAUGUUGUUAAACUGCAUUCUAACUACUCUUUAAAAAGAAAAAAGUAGUUAGCUAUACUACAAGUUACUAACAAACAGCAGCUGACUACAUUGAAGCUAUUUAAAGAAUCCAGAAUCUAUUUUAUAUAGCCGAGUCAAAAUAUAGUGAUAAACAGCAGCAGUACACUAAAUAUAUCACUUCAAAAAAGAAAGCAAAUGAGCUUUAAAGGGGUCAUGGCAUACUCUUUUUUUUCAUAAUUGUAUUAUCUUCCCUGAGGUCCACUGUUAGUAAAUGUUUUUUGCACCAGAACAGUCAUAAUUUAGUAAUAUAAUAAUUAAUUUACCACCCUGUCUCUGGCCCUCUGUUAGAAACGCUCAGUUUUAAACUGCCUGGCCCUUUAAGACUUCAAUGUAAAUGCCCACUAUCGUGAUUUGCUCACAUCAUGCAGUCCUUCCAAUACAGCCAUAUUUGAAACUCAAUCCAAAGAAAAUGAGCAAACUUCACACAACAUUAACACAUAACGUACACCCAACACAUUUCAUCUGAAUGUAUCAAACUGUCCACUGAUCAAACAGUCAUGACGUUUGAAACAUGCGUGAAAUGGAAUUGGUUACUUACGUUUUUUUGUCCAAUAGUCCAAUUUUAACUGUCCCAUCUUUCAAUAACAGUUCCUUUGCAAAACUAAGUCAUAUUGUGACUGUUUCACAAGAAAUUCACACUGAAAUCUUCUAAAUUCACAAACGUAAUACAAUCCACAGUGAUGUUGGGUGCUUCAACCAGAUUUCAACAGGCAAAGCAGAUACGCUGGUCUUCACUUCUCACAUUUUCCCGGUUUGUUUACACACAGGACUACAUAUGUUUCUCCCAGUCAGUGGCAGCAGAAUGAGACACGUUUUUAAAAGUUGCGCUUGUACUGCUCUUAAAACGUGCCGCACAUCGCCGUAAAUGCAUCAACACAAAGACAUCCAUGUAGUGCAUGUUUACAGAAGACCAACAUUAAAAAUAGCACAGAUGGGUGCAAAAACGGUCCAGGACGCCUUCAAAACAGCACAACAGCAAGAAAUGAAUGAAUUCACAGCUGAAUGAAACACAAUGGGGGUCUCCAUUUUAGAGUUAUAACUUGACAUCGCAUCUUUAAAAAGUGGCGCGUGAUGUGUAAUAAGUCAAAGCGGUUUUUAAAUCCAGACAGCCACAUGAAGGUGUAAUGUGUCCAUUACCAAAGUCCACUUUGGAUGAAUUUGCCCAUGACAGACCCAUCUCUCUCUCCUCUUCACCUGUGUGACUGAUUGAGCACCAGUGGGCAGGGCCAAGGGUGCAAUGAUGUAGAAAUAAGUGUUGCAUAUGCAGAUGUAUUUGGUCCUUGUGACGUCACAUGUUCCACAAAUUCCAAACGAGACAUUUUUGCAGCUUGGUUUAAAUAAAUGCUCUUUUUCUAUUAAGGAGGUAGUUUUAAGUUCUGAAAUGUACAGUAUGUCUUUAUAUUACAAUGACCUCUUAUAUGUCAAAAGACCAAGGAAAGUUUGAUUCCACAUGUCAUGACCCCUUUAAGUCUGCGCAAGAGAAAUAGUGAAUCAUUUAUGUGAACUAGUUCAUUUACAUGAACCGUCUGAACAAACUGAUUCACUAAAAUUAACUAGAUUUCCCAACACUUAAUAAAAGGGAACUGUUUAUUGUAACUGAUUCAUUUACAUGAACUGUCUGAAAGAACUGAUUCACUUAAAUUGAGCUGCACGAGAGAGAGACAGGACAGUUCAGGUGAGUGUGUUUGAUUACUCCCUCGAUUGCUGUGUUCACAAUAUAAUGUGACAAAUUAAGAGUUUUGUGACUCUACAGCACUACUCGCUGGAAAAUAAACUCGUUACUAAAGAAAAGCGACACUAUUAUGAAUAUAACUGAACUACUGUCACACUACUGAACAGUGUAGUUAGCAUCUCUAAUUUUAGCUAGUUAGUCUCCAACCCUGAUCACACCAUCAGAUACAUGCCAAACACACACACACUAACCACUGAGGUGGUUUAAAAAGCAACAGGAAGUUUCCAGAACACGAAAUGGUGCACAAAGGCUCGUGGGAACGAAUUGAAACUUCCGCACAGACUCUGAUGAUGAAGAUGAUGUCAU